Messenger RNA from Phyllostomus hastatus (greater spear-nosed bat), 3572 nucleotides. RefSeq names its product ganglioside induced differentiation associated protein 1 (gene GDAP1). Gene Ontology annotation, cellular component: mitochondrial outer membrane. The record is from RefSeq and is a predicted model, not a curated record. Gene Ontology annotation, biological process: mitochondrial fusion; mitochondrial fission. Bases 424 to 1395 code for a protein of 323 amino acids. Lineage: Eukaryota; Metazoa; Chordata; Mammalia; Chiroptera; Phyllostomidae. The transcript is spliced from 10 exons.
GGGUGCUCGUGUGCUUGCGCAAGGGUUGGCGGUGGCAGUGCUACUGUCCCCAGGGACCUGCGACAGUCCCCACCUGGAGAUGAAGGCGCGUCUGCAAGAAUGCUUGGAGACAGGUCUCGGGCGGUGGAGCCUUCUGGGUUCUGCAGGGUUUCCAGUGGAUCUCACUCUUGCAAGUAGACAAGUGAUCUAUUCCAGUGGGAAUGACAUGAAGUUCAGAAAUGAAUUUGAACCUAGCCAUACCAUAAAUCAGCCUUUGACUUUCAUAUACUAUUCUGCUCUACAAAUUCUACAGGAUUGUUCCUGGAACAGGUAAAGCUUAACAAGGGCACAUUGAAGAAGUAAACUGACCUGGAUCUGGCUCCUGUUCUCCUAAUGUCAUGGACAAGGACUCACAGCAACAGAAUACACACACAAUUUGAAUAAAUGUGUGAAUGGGUGCGCUUGGUAAUUGCUGAAAAGGCAUUGAAGUGCGAGGAACAUGACGUAAGUCUGCCCCUCAGUGAGCACAAUGAGCCUUGGUUUAUGCGUUUGAACUCAACUGGAGAAGUGCCUGUCCUUAUCCACGGGGAAAACAUUAUUUGUGAGGCUACUCAGAUCAUUGAUUAUCUUGAACAGACUUUCCUGGAUGAAAAAACACCCAGGUUAAUGCCUGAUAAAGGAAGCAUGUAUUAUCCACGGGUACAACACUACCGAGAACUGCUCGACUCCUUGCCAAUGGAUGCUUAUACACAUGGCUGCAUUUUACAUCCUGAGCUAACUGUGGACUCCAUGAUCCCAGCUUAUGCAACAACAAGGAUUCGCAGCCAAAUUGGUAACACAGAAUCUGAACUGAAGAAACUUGCUGAAGAAAACCCAGAUUUACAAGAGGCAUACAUUGCAAAACAGAAGCGACUUAAAUCAAAGCUGCUUGACCAUGACAAUGUCAAAUAUUUGAAAAAAAUUCUUGAUGAGUUGGAGAAAGUCUUGGAUCAGGUUGAAACUGAGUUGCAAAGAAGAAAUGAAGAAACCCCAGAAGAGGGCCGCCAGCCUUGGCUCUGUGGAGAGUCCUUCACCCUGGCAGAUGUCUCACUCGCUGUCACAUUGCAUCGACUGAAGUUCCUGGGGUUUGCAAGGAGAAACUGGGGAAAUGGAAAGCGACCCAACUUGGAAACAUACUAUGAGCGUGUCUUGAAGAGAAAAACAUUUAACAAGGUUUUAGGGCAUGUCAACAAUAUAUUAAUCUCUGCAGUGCUGCCCACAGCACUCCGGGUGGCCAAGAAAAGGGCCCCAAAAGUUCUUGGUACCACCCUUGUGGUUGGUUUGCUUGCAGGAAUGGGAUAUUUUGCUUUUAUGCUGUUCAGAAAGAGACUUGGGAGCAUGAUAUUAGCACUUAGACCCAGACCAAAUUAUUUCUAGGCUUGUGGGGAUCCAGUGGUGGCAAUUCACCCUACCAUUUAACUUGACCGUGUCCACUCUGCCAGGCCCAGGGAGAAUGACCCCAGGCAACAGUAAAAAGCUAUUUUACUUUAUUUUUUGGGUAGUUUAUGCAGGGAGAGGAGGCAAUGAAAAUUUUUUUUGUGGGCUGGUAGUGUUGAGACUACUGAUUUUCCAAACUGAACUAAUCUACCCUUAAAAUACUCACAAGGUUAAGGUAUAUAAAUGUGAUAAGUUGAGAAUAGUCCUUGAACUCAAAAUACCAGUUCAAGUUCUGAAUUUUGCGGGGGCAGAGGUUAUUAUUACAAGCAGACAGUAAUAAUAACCUGAGAUUGCCCAUAGCUCUUUAUCUGAGAGUCUCUAGAUAUGCUGAGUGUUGAGUAGUUAGCAGAAUUUCUCCCUGGAAUUCAGAUGUCAUCUUUAUUACACAGCACGGGUUCAGACAGCAGCAGGGCACAGCAGUGCUUAUUGCUAGCAUUGCUAGCUUCAGGCAGAAAUAAGGGAGGCAAAGGGAGAGAGAGAAAGGAUGAAUAAAGUCUACACUGUAUAGUGUGCAGAGCAGCAGAAUGCAACUUUCAGGAGCCUCUAGAAUUACUCAGGGCUGCCUGGUCCCUUAGUAAGCAUUACUGUGACACCCUGAACCCACUGCCCAUGCAUACUCUUAUAGUUGAGAACCUUGGAAAAUAAGACUAAGUAGUUACUAGGCAGAGUGGGCUGGAGAAAACCCCAGCCUUUAUAUUUACAUUUUACUUUAGAGUUAACUUUAAAUGCAUAUGAAUCACAUGCACUGAUUUAAUAAGAUUAACUGCUUAUAUACUUGGGUGAGAGAUGCCCACUUGGAGCAUGUCUGCCUAGCAUUUACAUGAAAAUUUAAAGUGGUAUGAAAAUGGUUCCUUUCUUUUCAUGGUUCCCUGAUUUGAUGGUGCCUAUGGACUGUUAUGUCCAGUCAUUGGGGACUUGGCCUCUACAGCCCCUUUAUGCAUACAAGUAGCAUUUGGUGAGUGUCCAACUCAUCACUAGCAUGGUGUGUGGCUGGGUAGUGGACCUGGAUGAUCUUGGAGUACUACAUGUGUUCAUUCUGCAUUUGGAAGGCUGAUGUGUUAACUCAAAAACUAUUAUCAAGGACUUGCAUUUGUUUAUGAUAAUCAACAAAGCUUUAGAAGGUUAUAGAAGAAGAGAAAGUUCUAGUCUUAGCCCUUGGCAGUUAAUUUAGGGGAGAUGAAAUACAUGGUUAGACAGUGACAUCCGCCAGUAUCCAUUCAUAUAUGUCUAGGCAAUUUAGGGGGUGUCUCAGUCCGUGUGGAAGGGAUGAUCACAGUGCAUCCCCUGAGCAACCAGAGAGCUGCAUCAUACAGUUUGGCUCAGGAAAAUUUUUCAUGGUAACAGGAAGACACAGUUUUUCUAGAGCUGGGCAGAAAGGCCUUAGGAGCGAUGUCCAGUCUUUGACAGAAAAUAUGUACAGAGAAUAAGGAACUAAAUUUUCAGUGAACAACACAAGCUUGUCUGGAGUGCCUCAGAACUCCUGUGUAAAAUAGCCAAAGACUGGACUGAGUCUUGAACAGUAAUCAGUCAUAACUAGGAAACAAUGUUUUUAUUUGGUUGGUCAAAGGAUUUUAUAAUUCCAUUUCAUGAUAUAGUUAUUUCAGAAAAGUCUGAUGAACUGGAUGUUCUCUGUUUAUAAAAAAUUAAAAAACAUUUCCAGGGUAAAUUCAAUCCAACAGUCAUUAAUAGAUUAGAAGCUUUUAGAAUGUCUUAAUUUUGUACCUCAGUGUACUGUUGUAUGGAGUGAAAUUUGUUGCUGGAACAUUCUAAUCUGUGUGUCCAUAAAAGAUCCACAAAACUGAUUAUUCAGUGUUGCAGCCACCAGCCUGCAGUGACCGCGGAAUGCUGCAGAUGGCUCAUUGAAACACGAGAAAAACAUACACACGGACAACCGAGUCCUGUAGAGAAAUAGGAACGAAACAGCCACUCUCUCUAGUGGAGAGCGCCAUGGCCACCCUCUCUAGUGAAGAGUGGCCUGAGUCACUGCCUGAGUAGGCUUGUAUUAAGAAUACAGAUACAGUUUGUGGAUUACAGUAUGUCAGGGAAGAUCAAAAGGAAUAGAUAGCUUUCAAAGGUGCUGGUAGAUUUCCCGCUGGGAUUCUGGGCUGAGAGUUUGU